Molecule: messenger RNA, 2896 nt
Organism: Acanthochromis polyacanthus (spiny chromis)
Lineage: Eukaryota; Metazoa; Chordata; Actinopteri; Pomacentridae
Exons: 4
Coding region: 283-1482 (399 amino acids)
Source: RefSeq, a predicted model, not a curated record
ACCACACACUGACGGCUUCUUUCAGCGAAGAAGAGCCGCAGGAAUUGCCAGGAAGGAUACCUUCAGCUCAGCUACCGUUAAUAGACUGGUCGUUACCUUAGUAAAAUCACCUUCUUGUUUUGUUUUUGAUUGUUGUACAGUGCUAAAAUCGGUCGGACUCGUGUGUUAAAUGUGACUUUUGUAUUUGACGACUGUGUCCUCAGUCUGCGCUUUAAAGCUCAGCGUCCUCGCAGCUAACGUUAGCAACAGAGCUGCUAGCGACCAAACAGGUCGACUGAGAGGAUGAAUCUGGUCCAGAACAGAACUUUACAUCCUCACCUACGGGAUGAGGAGGUUCUGGUGGUGGAAAACGCCAUCCGGCUGGCGAUAGACUCCAUCAUAAAUGUGCUGUACGGCGUCAACAGUUCCAGGACCCACGAGUACCAGCGGAUGGUGGCCGACAGGGACAAAGAGAUCCAGCGGCUGGAGUGCAGGCUGACGGAGAUCGAGCACGAGCUGCAGGUGCUGCGGGGCCACGGAUGCACCUGCGGGCUGAGCGGAACCGAGCACCGGCUCGGUGGGUCGCAGGGCUCCGGUGACCGGCAGAGAGCAGAGCAGAGCGGCUUCGAAGCGGGCUGCACGGACCCUGAGGUGACAGCAGGGCAGCAGGAGUGUGAAAUGACGAUAUCAUUGGGCCUUUUUGCCAGACCACCCUCACAUGUGUCCUCUCAGAGCCACGAGUCGGCUCCUCUGUCCUCCCCCAGCAGGGUGGGCUUGGACCAGACCUGCACCUCACACUCCUCAGAGGCUUCAGGCUCCACUGAGGCAGCCAGGAAUAUUCCUACGUCUCCCAGCAGCCUCGUUGUCAAAGAAGAGCCCUGUGACAUCGACACAGUCCUAAUCAAGUGGGAGAUGAGUGAGGAGAGAUUCACGGAGCAUCAGGAGAGUGCAGGCGGACCGUGUCAGGACAGCCAGAGCCUCAGUGUAAAAAAAAAAUUAGAGAACACAGAGAGAAAGAAGGUCAGAGAGAAGCCUCAAGCCGAUCCUGGUGGAUUUCAAAUCACUGAAGGAGAACAACUGAGGAACAAGAAGAAGAGCGUGCCGAUGUCCGAGCUGCCGGAGGAGGCUCAGAGACUGAAGAGGGCGGCCUGGAGGGCAGCUUCCAGACGCUAUUACGCUCGAAAAAUAGCCCGCCAGCAGGCAAACCCCUCAUGCCUCGGCCCCUUUCCCCACGUCACAAACUCAUUGUAUUCACAGCCCAGCUCCUUCAUGGAUAAGAGGCGGAGGACGCUGAUAUCGGAGCUGCCUGAGGAGUCUCAGACGCUACAGAGGGAGGCUUGGAGAGCGGCCUCCAAGAGGUACUACGCUCGGAAAAUGGCGCGCCACCAGACGGAUGCGACGCUGUACGGACACCUGCUGGAGGACAUAAGACCACCUGGAGACGGCGAGGGUCCGGACAGAGAGGGACCCCACACUAACAGUGGAGGAAUAAUGUGCAGCUGAUAGACAGCGGAGAUGUUUUCAGACAUUUUUCUGGAUUUGUGGUGUGCGCCACACUGGACUAUGUUUGUAAUCUUCUAAUUAAUGAUGCUGAGGUUUGUCUCAGUUCUUCUGGUGUGGUGAAAUCCGCUGUUUGUUUUGACAUUUGUGUGUUUACAGUUUAUUUGUGCAGCCCUGAGCACAACACUACACUCUGGUUCUUCAGCUUUCUCCUGAUUUCUGCCUCAAGGUCAAUUCAUGGUUCCUGAUGAUGUAUUCUGUUGCUCUGUUCACAGUAAAAGGUGCAUUUCCCUCAUGAAAGGCUGCGACUGCACUUUUUCCAGGAUCCUAGCGCCUUAUUACAGACUUGACUGUAGAGCAGCAAUAAUAAAGAUUAUUUCUAUUGUCUGUUAAGCUGUUGUUUUCCAAUUCGCUGAUUAAUAGAUAGAAUGCUAGAAACUGAUCAUUUAAAAAAUGUAUGUCAGUGUUUCUUAAACCGGAAUCCGUUGUGUUGCCAGGCAGAUUUACACAUACGAGGAAUCUGAUUUGAUGUUAUUAAACGCUAAGAAGCAGAACAUUUUAUUUACAAGGAUGAAAGAUUUAAAAGCACAAGUGUAGCAAAUCCAAUAUAAAAGUCAAAAAUAUUUACACUGUGCAAGAAUAUAAACAUUUUUCACCUUAUAAUUUACAAGAUGAUGCCCAAGAUGACAGACUUCUUGGUUUAUCCACAUCCCAAAAAUAUGAAGUCUACUGUCACAGGGGGAAAAUGGAAAGUAAUCACAUUUAAGAUGCUGAAAACAGAGAAUUCUGUCGAUUCCCCGCCAAAAUUCUCCAACAGAUAAAUGUCAAUAAAGCUGCUGAUUAAUAGUUGGCUGAUUAAUCACUUACUUCUUGCAUGUUUCGGGCUGCAGCACCGUGUCAGUCUGAGUAUUCAGUGGGUGAACAGAGCACAGCAUCUCUGCACAAUUUAGAGCUUUCCACAUCCCAAUCAGAGCACCAUUCAGUCUCCUUGUACAUCAUCUCCUUUCAAAGAACCACUUGUUUCGAGCUCUGUUGGUUUUCCUGGAGCAUGUGCAGCCUGCACACAUUUGUCCCUGCUCUUGGACCCCCGCAGAGUGCUGGACCUCUGCAGAAACACUGACGUAGAAAGCAUGAAUUGGCCUUUGUUUGGCACACUGCAUGGCAUGUCUGUACAAAAUACUAUCUGCAGUACUGAGGCGAUUUGAAUCUGCUCUACCAGCUGUUUGACAUUCUCAUGUAUCGUCCACUGUUAACAGAACAGCGCCCCUGGAGUCCAACAUCUGCAACUACAAUCAAAGCACAACUUCCACAUCUUUAUGUUGAUGGUGGGUUAACAACUACCAGCUGUAGUUUUACUGGUAAAACCUUCAAAAUGUAUUUCUUCUAUUUGAACAUAAUAAAAACGUGUUGAAUACAA